AUGCACUUAUUGGCUUGUUCCCCACUGCAACCCCCCGCCCGCCCCUUCGCCCCCUCCGUCCUUUUCCCCAACCCUCCUUUCCCUUACAGCCCCUUUUGGCCCAGAAAAGAUCUCGUGAUUCGAACCUACCUCUCUGAAAAGAUCUUCUUGCUCUACUCUCUGCUGACGUCAGUGGAGCUGAUGUGGCCGCGCGGGAUUGGCCGCGUGGUGGUCGUGCUGGAUGAGGGGGAUGACGUGGCAAUGCACCUUAUGCCGCCCUGGGUGCAGGUGAAAUACGAGCGCAAUUACCUGAAGCUUCCUGGGAAGAUUCUCCAGCAGUGGAGCUACGGCUGGGUGGACAACUACACAUUGGCGCCCUUUGUCGCCAUUGCAGACGAUGACAUCAUCUUCAACCUCAAGGUCACGCCGUUUCUCCUAUUCAACCUCUCAGACCCAUCCCAAGGCCGGCCCUACCUGAUAGGCAGCAAGGACCAAGGCUACCACCGCCCCUCCACCGACUUCCUCCUGGGUCGCCGCGCCUAUGCCGGCAACUUCAUGGUUCAGCUGCCGCUGCUGCUUCCGCGAGGGGCCGUGAGGGGGUAUAGAGAAGCGGUGGGGGCGGCCCACCCUAAGAUGGCAGGGGGGUAUGAUGAGGCUGUGCAGUGGUGGGCGGAGCAUGGCGGGCAGUACCGGGAUCAGAUUGCCCACACUGUGAUGGGGAACUACCUGUGGAACAAUGAGAGGGAUAAGAUGGAAUUCGCAUUGGAGUGGACGGACCACACGCCCAUCCCACGAGUGGGCGUGCAUCUGCCCUACACCAACCUCUUCAAGGACCUCGGGGGCUCACCGGUUGACCCGGGCUCCAAGCUCAACCUCUCCUUUGUGCAGACGGCUGCACACUACCAGCGAGAAACCAUCUGCCACUCCCUGCCACCAGGUGAACUCGAAGGGUGUGAGGGGGUGCAGCCGCAGACACACAUCUGGCGCUACGCAUGGGACAGGCAGCGGUGGAGGCAGCUCAGGAAGAGGGGCGCCGGCACGCAAAUAUACGACAGGCACAUUCGAGAGUUGCACUGUAUUUACCAGGGUAUGGCGAGGCUCGUGGGGGAUGGAGGAGUGGGGAGCGGUGGGGAUGGGGAAGAGGAUGGUAGGUCGGUGGUGUUGGUGGAAGAGGCGGUUGAUUCGAGCACCAGUAAUGCUCGUCACCGUGGCGAACACACGCGCGAGCAUGCGACGCGGGGGGACGUGAAGGGCGGGCGCGGCGGAGUGGGAACGCGGAACUCGUGUGGCGCUGCUGCCGGAGGGAGCGGGAGUGCCGCUUGCGGAAACUCUGGGGGAGGGGGUGGUCCUCGCUCGCCGCGGCAAGACAGCGGCCGACAGGAGAAUCGAUUUAAGAGCCGUGAUGCCGAUGACGCGGAGAGGGAGCGGCGAGCGAAGAAGGUGGAGAGAUCAGUGGGUGGUUAUGGUGCUGGUCGUGCGGAUUCGGAUGCGAGAUUAUUGUCCAAGCCUGCUCUAGCCUCCUCUGGUGAGCGACCUCUGCCGGCGCAUCAUGACGAUGAAUUUGAGUCAGACUCGGGCCAUCAUACGCCGGCAAAGGACAUGUCGCAGCUGUCGCACAUGGGUGUGCGACGAGAGGAGGGCAGCCCGGUCUCGGUGCUAGAUGUGGGCAUGCGACGAAGCGACGAGAGCGAUUCCGAAGGCAACAGUGGCGAAUUAUUCGCUGAUCGCUCCGUCAAUUCCGUCUCAGUGUGCUACCCAGACGCGACCGUUGCACUACGGCAGCCGUCGCCCGCGUCGCUCGCGUCGCCCAGCCAACAUGGCGACGUCGCCAUGGACCUCCUCCGCCUGUCGCCGCAAGACAUCGUCGGUGACGUGGCAGGCAUGGAGCAGGACCUCGAGUACGUGCGCCACGUGCUCCUCAUCUCCGGAUUUGGCGGACCGUCUCUACCGCCCAUCUUCUCGCGCAACCUCCCGAUAAACCCGGUGGUUUUCGAGCAGCUGGAGUUUGAGAUCACGGGACAGUUGUCCCAACACUUUCCGUCCUCGUUAUCAGCGUCCUCGUUAUCGAGUACAAGCCCUUCGAUGAUAGGCCUAACAAGCCCAGUUGCUUCUUCCAACGUCGGAGCAGCAACAGGCGCGUCUGCUGGUGCAGUUGGCGCGGGGAUUUCGCGCUCGCCGUCUCCGUCGCUCUUUCCGCUCCCCAGCUUCGCCGUCGGCGCGCAGAACACGUCGGAGGAGCGCCGCCAGCGCAUGCUGCUCUUCGACGCGGUCAACGAGGCGCUCGGCCGCACGCUCGCGCCUCAUCUGGAAGAGCUUCAAGCGCGAGAUGAGAACAAGCGAGACGCGAAUAAUCGCGGUUCGGGUCGCCCGUCGCAGCUAUUCGCGGAUACUACUAAUACUGGGAGUGGAAAUAACGACUUCGGCCUGUGGGGAUUGGAUAACGGCGCGUCUUUUUUCGCCUCGUGCUGUUCCGCCUCGCGCAAGCCCGCCCUUCUCCGCCCGCGCCCCAUCGGCCGCCAGCUGCUGCAGCGCGUGUGGGCGGAGGUGCACAGCUGGCCGGUUGCGCCGUCGGAUGACGUGUACGACAUUCUGGAUGACGCGGCGAGGAGGGAUAUGGUGCGCGGAACCGAGCGCUGGUCCGCGGAAGAAGUGGCAGCUGCGGAAGUUCCGCAGGUAGUGUUUGCGCUGGAAUCCGCGGUGCUGGAGCGCGCGCUGGAGGAGAUUUGCCGCGAGUUUGCGGAAGUGGAGGAGGAGCGCACGCUGUCGCGGCAGCGGAGGCUGAGCGCGAAUGGUGCCGCGGAGGGGGUGUGCGCGGGGAAAGCUAGUGUGGGAGGGCUGCGGAAAGGUGGGGGUGGGAACGAGAGAAGGUGGCUGCCGAGAAGGUUAAAUUUCUGA
Closterium sp. Yama58-4 is the source of this 2874-nucleotide messenger RNA. The record is from the annotation of a GenBank genome assembly. NCBI's taxonomy places the organism in Eukaryota, Viridiplantae, Streptophyta, Zygnematophyceae, Desmidiales, Closteriaceae.